AAUCCCUGGAGGAGAAGGACAAACACCUGAGGGAGGUGGAGACAGAUGUUGCUGCUCUUUCCAGGAGGAUAAUGUUGAUGGAGGAGGAGGUGAAGAAGUCCGACGAGAAUCUUGCAGGAACCAUCACCAAGCUAGCCGUCACCAGCAAGGAUGCAGAUAACAUAUUAAAGAAGGUGAAGGUGUUCGAGUCCAAGUGCAUGAACAACGAGGUAACGAUCGAGGAGUACGACAAAAAUCUCAGAUGUACAACCAAGAUGGCCUCCGAUAACGAACAGAAGUUGGACGAAUUGAGCAGAAAACUCGGAGUACAGGAGGACGAACUCAGUAGAGCUACAGACCGUGCUGCGCUGGCUGAGAACAACCUGAAGAAGAUUGAAGACGAGCUCCAGCUGGUCGGAGAGAACAUGAAGCAGCUUGAACUGUCCGCGGAGAAGGCGGUGGAGAGAGAAGAGAAACUUAAGGAUAAAAUUCUUCAGAUUCAGCAUAAAUACAAGGCAGCAGAGGGCAGGUUUGAAUACGGAGAGAUGAACAUCACCAAGCUGAACCAGAAGAUCGACAACAUUGAAGACGAGAUCUACAGGGAGAAACUCAAGAUCAAGAAGUGUGCGGAUGAGCUUGGAGAUACCUUUGAUGACAUGCUAACAAACUACUAAUUCAUGUCGUUGUUGACAAACUUCUGACUUCAUGUCAUUGUUAACAAAGUACUAAUGUUAUGUCGCAGUUCACAAAGGACUUAUAUCAUGUCGUUGAUGAUAAACUAAUGAUUAAUGUCGUCGUUAGAAAGUACUGAUAUCAAGUCGUUGAUAGGAAACCACUGAUUUCAUGUCGUUUUUGACAAAUACUGAAUUCCUGUUGUUAUUGAAAAACUGCUGAUUUUAUGUCGUUAUUGACAAACUACUGAUUUCAUGUCGUUUUUGACAAACUUCUGCUUUCAUGUCUUUGUUGACAAAACUACUGAUUUCAUGUCUUUGUUGACAAAACUACUGAUUUCAUGUCUUUGUUGACAAAACUACUGAUUUCAUGUCGUUCUUAAAACAUCGAACAUUUGUUAAACAAUACGUUUAAAUCAUUUAACAAACCGAAACGUUCAUGCAGUCUUUAGUGAACUGAUUGAAUUGCGUCCUAUCCUAUAUUAAAAUAAUUUACAUUAUUUUCUACCAUCUGUUAUGUAAUGUUUAUUAUUGCUAGCUGACUCACAAUAACCAAAUUCUUGAAACUAUUUUUACAUUGUAAAUAAAUUAUUAGAAAAUAAAAGCGAAAGUU
Molecule: messenger RNA, 1263 nt
Organism: Eurytemora carolleeae
Lineage: Eukaryota; Metazoa; Arthropoda; Copepoda; Calanoida; Temoridae
Product: tropomyosin
Biological process (GO): muscle contraction; actin filament organization
Cellular component (GO): actin filament
Molecular function (GO): actin filament binding
Source: RefSeq, a predicted model, not a curated record